This is a messenger RNA of Zychaea mexicana, 1287 nucleotides long. RefSeq names its product Peroxin-3. The transcript is spliced from 9 exons. The coding region runs from base 1 to 1287 and encodes 428 amino acids. Gene Ontology annotation, molecular function: protein-macromolecule adaptor activity. Lineage: Eukaryota; Fungi; Mucoromycota; Mucoromycetes; Mucorales; Lichtheimiaceae. Gene Ontology annotation, biological process: protein import into peroxisome membrane. Gene Ontology annotation, cellular component: peroxisomal membrane. The record is from RefSeq and is a predicted model, not a curated record.
AUGCCGUUGUUCCAGUCAGUUAAAGAUUAUACAAAACGACAUCGCAAAGGCCUCUUUAUUACAGCGGCCAUUGGCGGUGGUAGCUAUUUGCUUGGACGUUAUGCAACCGGCAAGCUUCGCGAUCUCCAAGAAAAGGCCAUGACGGAACGAGUGGCCAAAGAAAACCUCAAGCGUCGUUUUCAACAAAAUCAGAACGAUUGCGUGUUCACUGUCCUGUCGCUUCUGCCCACGCUUGGUGACCAAAUCUUGUACGAGAUGAACAUUGAAGCAGCCUGGGCGAAACUGCAGGAAUCACGCAAACUCGAAAAGAAAGAAGAACGCGUCGGCAGUCUUGGCGCAUCCACAACGACCUUGACUGAGGAUACCCAAUCAAAGAUAUUGGAAGGCAUUUUGGACAAGAAGGCCAAAUAUUUACUUUGGGAAGAAAUCAAGACUUCCAGUUUCACUAGAACUUUCACAUCCAUUUACUCUGUCACACUGUUGACAUUGCUGACACAUAUUCAAUUGAACAUGUUGGGUCGAUUUACAUAUGUUUGGUCGGUCUCUGUCUUGAACCGCAGCGAGCCUACGAUUCGUUUGCAACAUGCUGACGAAGAACCUGAAGGAGGAUUUUUGGACCCACAAAUCGAGCGAAUGUUCCUUAGCGCAACUUGGUGGUUGCUUCACCGUGGAUGGAGAAAGUGCGCCGAACGUGUCGAGGAAGCUGUGAAUGAAGUGGUUGGCGGCGUCUCGUUGAAGCGAAUCUUCAAGUAUGAGGAUGCCGAGGAGAUAGUAGACAAAUUGCGCAGAGCAAUUGAAUACGAAAAGGAUGGAACUACGCCAAUUAGUUACCGCACAUGGAUGCUUCCUGAUACCGAAGCUGAGACCCAAGAAUUCUUGCUUCAAGCAGGAUUUGCUGAAGAGUAUCCUCAAAACAAUGAUGGUACCACCCGAUUACUGGAUGAAACUAAAGAUUACAUUGACAGCCCAGAUUUCUCAGCCGUACUUGGAUCAUGUUUGGAUGAAGUAUUUGCAAUCUUUGAUCAUCAAGCAUUUGCCAAGGCCUUGUUACCUGCUGGUGCAACAAUGGACUUUAACGAGCAAAAGAUCCAAGAAAUCAAUGACGAUGAACCAAUCGAUAAGGUUAAGAAGGUGACUUUGGCAAACUUGCUUCCAGCUAUCAGUCGGCAAGCACAUUUGGUGAUCGCUGGCAACGAAUACUUGAAUGCUUUUGCAUACAUCAAGGAACUCCAAGCUUAUUCUGCCAUGAUCUAUACUCAGUAUGGUGAAGAGAUCACUCAAAACUAA